AUGGUUGCUACUUCACAGUUAACUAUUUUGCGCAAUUUAGUCACGCUACUUAGUCCAUUUAAAAUAGUAACAGAAGAUUUGAGUGCCGAGAAAUAUGUCACAGCUAGUUUAGUUAUACCACUAACAAAUUUAUUAAAACAAGAAAUCGAACAAACUAAGCCAUCAACUGCUAUUGGAGUGUCAGUACAAAAUGAUUUAUUGAAUGAACACAAAAUAAGAGGAAAUCGUUCACCUACAGUAGGCGCUUCUACACGUGGAGAAAAAGAAACAACUUCAUCCUUAUGGGAUAGACAUGAAGAUAUGCUCUUGAAAAAUAUGGCCAAUGCCAAUGAAGUUUCUGGUAGAAGUUUUGGUACGAUACCUGCUGAAUUGAAGCAGUAUUUAGAUCAGUCAAAUAUUUCAAGAACAUAUACAGCCAGUCCCUUGGCGCAGCAGGUCCUCUUGGUUCUAACUAUGCCUUUAACUGUGGAGCGGGCAUCUCACCAGCCGCUGCAGCUGCUUGGAGCACCUGGACCCUAUGGUGUGUUACCAGGAGCCAUUGAAGUCGCAGGAGCAUAUGGAGGCGCUGGUAUCGGAGAUGUUAUUGUCGUGGGUGAGAUGCCAGUCGCUGGCACUACGCUUGUUGCUGGACAGGUGCCCGUUCUCGGAGCUGUGCGUUUCGCUGGUGACCUGCCAGCUUCUGGUACUGUCUCCAUCUCUGGCAGCUGCGGAUGUGUAUGCGGCAAUGCUUACAUUUAU
Messenger RNA from Brenthis ino (lesser marbled fritillary), 738 nucleotides. The record is from the annotation of a GenBank genome assembly. Lineage: Eukaryota; Metazoa; Arthropoda; Insecta; Lepidoptera; Nymphalidae.